Eufriesea mexicana is the source of this 673-nucleotide messenger RNA. RefSeq lists its product as uncharacterized. The transcript has 2 exons. The record is from RefSeq and is a predicted model, not a curated record. Bases 11 to 673 code for a protein of 220 amino acids. Lineage: Eukaryota; Metazoa; Arthropoda; Insecta; Hymenoptera; Apidae.
GGCAAGCAACAUGUUGAAAUUCAGCCUCGUAGUCGUAGCCGUGUUGGCCCUGACCAGUCCUCUGAACGCCUGGCAAGUGCCACGUUCAGGCAAUGGUGCCCUCGCCGACGAGGUGCAAGACUUAGUGGACCUCGUUCCCCUGGACGACAUGGUCGCCAUCCUCUUGGAAUACGUCGCUGAGGAUGCCGAGUUCCAACGGCUGGUCACGUACUUACAGUCAGACGAAUUCAGGAACCUGAUCGCAGACAUCGAAGCCAUGCCAGAAUUCACUCAAAUCUUGAACUACAUACAGGCCGCAGGUCUCGACAUCUACAGCCUGGCAAACAAGGUCAACGACUUUCUGCACCUGAAGGAACUCACUCCACCUCUGCAACGUGUGCGUGCUCUGAAGAUCACCGGAGGAAUCCGUGGCUUCCUCGAUGACAUCGAGGCUCUGAUGCCCAGACAAAAAUUCAUCGAUAUGUGGAACGAGAAGAAGGCCACGUCCACUGUGUUCCGAGACUUCGUCAAUUUCUUGGGCUCAACACCCGUCCAAACGAUCGUCAACAAAGUCUGCGCUGACCCUCACUUCCAGAAUAUUUUGGUCAUGGCUAAGAGAGACCACGUCGACGUUGCUGCCGUGAAAAGAUUCUUGGAAAGCAUGUUGGGCCUCACUGUCCCAUGCACCGUCUAA